This is a messenger RNA of Artibeus jamaicensis (Jamaican fruit-eating bat), 2811 nucleotides long. RefSeq lists its product as uncharacterized. The record is from RefSeq and is a predicted model, not a curated record. Lineage: Eukaryota; Metazoa; Chordata; Mammalia; Chiroptera; Phyllostomidae. The transcript is spliced from 3 exons. Bases 1 to 1113 code for a protein of 370 amino acids.
AUGGAGGCCUGGGUGGAGACGCGGCACCCGCUGGGUUCUACCCCUGCUUCCAGCCACACGCCCGCGUAUCUCACCGGGUCCCGGCCUGGGCCGCAGGGCGGGGGUCGGUCUCCGGGGGGCGCCUCGAGUGGGAGGUGGGCGCGGGUGCAAGCUGCAGCCGCUCGCCUGUGGUCCCCGAGCCGAGGCCGCCGCCGCCUGAUCGCAGCACCGCCCCCGCCGGCCCCCGCCUCGCGCCCGCCCAUUGGCUCCGCCGCACCCGCGCCGCCGCCGACCCCUCUGCGCUUUGUCUUCCCCGCGCUCGCGGUCCCGCCUUUGUCUGCCCCCCGCCCCAACACAGUGCUCCGGGCCGGGCACCUCCCUCGGGCCCCGCGCUCGCUGGCCUCCAGGAACGGGGCGCGCGACCGAGGCAGGGACGGGAGCCUCCGGGCGGGGACAAGUUCGGGGGAAGACGCCUGGGGUCGCGAGACCGAAAGCGCUCUCGGCGAUUCUCCUGCGGCGGUAGAGGAGUACCCAGCUGCCCCUGGGCCUUUUGCUGCCUCAGUUUCCCCUAGUUGGCCUUGUAGGGCACAGGCCCGGCUGCCCCCUUUCUUCCCGGAGAUCCGUGGGCCCUGCAGUCUCAUAGACCCCGCGAGGGCUGCCCGGGAGGCCGGUCCGGUGCCCGUGGCUCCCACGCCCCCUCGGGCCGCGGAGUCCUCCCGCCGCCAGGGGCAGCCCCGCGCGCCUGCACUGCGGCCGAGGAAGGCGACCGCCGGGCUGGGAGGUACAGCCUGCGCCUCAGGGAAGGCCCGGGGACCUCGGUGUUCAGUCACGAGGGUCUGGUGGGACCGCCACCCCUUAGCGCCAUCUCCUCAACCACCAAGACCGGGGGCCCGGGAAGUGGCUGCCUCUGAUGUCCCAGAGUACUUGCUCUCCGAAAGCGUUUCCGUGGCCAGAUUUUGUGGGGUUAGCCACCCCGGCCCUUGCGGGCACGUGGUCUGCCAAGCGUCAGGACAGCCCUUUCAGGGAGUGAGGUUUCCACCCGAGACGAGCAAACCUCGGUGCACCCAGACCUCACCGAAGGUCUCCCCACCCCACCUCGUGGUCGGUGUCAUUCCUUCACAUCAACCCCUGUAACUGCCCAAGGUUUUGUUCAUUUAUUUUUAUCCUCAACACCUGAGGACAUUUUUCAUUGCUUUCAAAAAGGGGAGAGACAGAAAAACAUCAAUGUGAGUAACACUGAUUGGCUGCCUUUUUGUGUGCCCUGCCUGACUGGGGAUUGAAUCCAUAACCUGGGUAUGUGCCCUGACUGGGGAUCGAACCCACAACCCUUUGAUCUUCGGGUCGACAUUCCAAGCAACUGAGCCACACUGGCCGAGGCCAUUUUGUUAUUUUUUGAAUUGGUGUUACAAUUUCUGAGGAAAGGGAAAGUGAGAGCAUUUGAUGGUACAAAGCAGCUUCAGGGAAGGUGGGGCACUUCCUUAAUCUGACAUUUGAAGUGCCUCACCCAGAGCAGGGCACCUCACCCCUGAGGGACUGGGAGGGAAGGUGCCAAGCUGGGGCACAUGCAGGCUGGGGAGCACCUCGGAGGAGACCCAGGUUAGAGUCACCCCCUGGCACGUCCUCUCUGGCUGCCAACCAGGAUGACCGGGCAGGGCACCAGUCUGGUUCUUAGGUUACCUGCUCUUUUGGUAUUAGUUCCAGUGGUAAGGAGACACCACAAGUCAUGUUACAAAAUAAACCCCUCCACCUCCUUCCCUGCCAAAGGUGAGCAUCUUCUGCCCGGACUCCUAGUGGCCCACAGGUGGCCCUGCAGAGGGGCUGGUCUCUGGCACCUAUCAGGGGUGUCCAACCUUUCGGUGUCUUUGGGCCACACUGGAAGAGUUGUCUUGGGCCACGCAUUAAAUACACUGCAAUGUGUAAUCACACCCACAAAAACUUCAGUGUUUUAAGUAAAUUUAUGACUUUAUGUUGGGUGGUCCUGACCUGCAUGUGACCCACAGCCUGCACGUGGUAGGCCUUUCCAACCCAAGUAUUUUGAUGGCCACAUGCUGUUAAUAGUCUCUAAAUUGUAGAUAGUUAAGAGCACGCCUAUUACAGGUUUUAUUUUUUAAUCCUCACCUGACCACAUGCUUACUGAUUUUAGAGAGAGGGGAGGGAGGGAAGAAGAGAAACAUAGAUGGUCACCUCUUGUAUGCACCCCCAAAUGGGGAUCCAACCUGCAACCUACCUAGGUAUGUUCCCUAACUGGGAAUCGAACCCACAAUCCUUUUUCAGUUACGGGCAAUGCUCCCGCCAACCGAGCCUAUUACGAGUUUUGAAAGAACUGGUAUGCCCUUGCCAGUGUGGUUCAGUUGGUUGGAGUCCCUUCAGGUUCGAUUCCCCAUCUAGGUUGAGGGUUUGAUCCCCAGUUGGGGUGCGUUUGGGAGACAACCCAUUGAUGUUUCUCUCCUUCCUCUCUCUAAAAGCAAUGAAAAAGUCCUCGGGUGAGUGUGCAUACGUAUACACCUACGUGAACAAAAGAACCGGUGUGCUGUGAGGCCGUCUGUCCAAUGACCGAGGUCACUGCUGCGCUCCCGUGGGCACUCCUGGGCUGCUCUCGGACGGCGGAACCCGGGGUGGAAUGAGAUGCGUUUGAGCCUGUGUGGCCAACACACAACGAUGCCGCUCUCCAGUUGGGGCUCUGAACAUUUUAAUUUGUUCUGGCAAUAGAACUAACACGGCAUAAGGACUUAAGCCCCCUGGCUAGGCAAGACAUUAUGGCCCUUAGAGAAAGCACCGAGGCAGCAGUAGGAGGCAGUUAAGAUGGACUCUCCAUGGGAAAGAAAUGCACUA